AAAUAUGGCUUAGAUAUAUGGACGGACUAGUUUGGGAAUCUUUUGUAAUUUAAGUUUAUUUAAAUGUUUCUAAUUCGUAGAGAAAUAUCUUUUUAUCUCCCUUGGCUUUCUUCUCCUUUCAACGUCACAUAUGAAACAAUGGCAGCUACCGGCAAAGUACUAGUGAUCAUCGGCUUAUGUUUGUUGCCCAUUCUUACAAAUGGUAAAAUUAAACAAUAAAAAACUAUCCAAUUACUUUACUGUUUGUAUGCGCAUAGUUUUAUUUACUUAGAAUGUAAAAUCUGAACAUACAUUUUUAUGGCAGUAAUAGUAAUAACAGCCAGACCAAAGUUGAGUCAGAUCUACACCUUGCCACGUUUAAGUUUUAGAAAAUGGAAUUAUUAGUAUUAGACUAAUAAUAAGGGUAAGAGUCUGCAAGCAGGUUAGGUAAAAUGAUUAAAAAUGAAAUGAGCGAAACAAAGUAUGGCAAAACCUUUAAAAAAAAAGGAUGCAACAUGACAAUGACUAUUACUUUAUUGAAUUUAUUGACAUUUUCCAGUGAACAAACAACCACAACAGUAAAUUCAUUCAAUAAUCAAUAUAAAAUAGACCUAAACACUUAGGCUUAGCUUUGUAAUGUAGCUGAAGCUGCAAUGAGUGUCAUUUAGUCGUAGUGUAAGUGUAGUGUAGAAUAAUUAAUACUAAUAACUAAUAAUAGCAAGUGUAGGAGAGGACAGCAAGAUGAAGAAAGUCAAGACACUCCAAGAGUUAAUGCAGGCUAAAUGGGGUGGACAAGAAUUAACUAAUUAACUGAAAACCACCCACGUCUAAAUAGAUAUAAAUAUAUAAAUAGACAAUGUAGGGCCUUUGCCUAAUCUACCCUGAUUUAAGUUAAUUUAACCCUGUGAUACUGUACUGUAGGCCAGGCUUUUAACUGAUUUUCAUUCAUAUUGAAUUGAUGAAACUUGAAUUGAAUGAAUGUUUCUCAACUAAUGUGAGUAAUUUAGGCUACUAACUUAGUUUGAAUCACACUGUGAUUAAAUUAGGGAAUCGUCCUAGAGACCCAAGUGAAAAUGAGUAAAAUUAAAAAAAAAAAAUUAAGCCCUACAAUUUUACAAACUUGAAAUUAUAGAUAUUUAAUUAAUUUAAUGGUUUGUUUUACUAAAUUUUUGUGUAGGAGAUACUUGUUUGGCGCCACAAAUCAAGUCCCAAACAUACUCAACUCCAGAAGCUAUCGUUUCCACUGAAACAGUCUUAAUUGUAGAGUUCACAGUCAACUGCAAAAAUCUUUUAAAGGUUUGUAAAACAUAACACAAAUGUAUUAUUAUUAAUUUUGCUACAGUCAGUGUUACAAUUAUAUUCAAUCUUUUGAAAUUGUUGAAAGAAUUAGACUACUUGUCAUACUAUUACUUGUCACAAUUUUGAAAUUUAGGUUUGCCGACUCAUUGCUGACAAUUGUAGCCAAAUAAAAAAACUGUCUUUAGGGAAUUGCAGCAGAACUGAUUAUGACAUACCCCUCUAAAUUUUAAUUAUUUAAAAGGAACAACAAAAUCAUGUACUGGAUGGCCUCCUACCCCAUCUGAAGGCUUUCGUGCAUGGCUUGAUUUCAGCAAAAACAAAGUUUUGAGGUGGUUUUGUUUUAAUCUAUAUAAUGCUUAGUACAGUACAUCUUAUAGCUGAACAAUUUAACAAGUUGCCAAACAUUGCAUUAUUUUUCAUUGCUCUUAAUUUUUUUGCCAUUAUAGUCAUAUUUUUCUUAAACCUAAUCCAUUUCUGGACGCAUUUGUCUCAAUUAUGAUACAAUUAUUUAUAUUUAGUUUAGCAAUUUAAAACAAAAGACAAAUAUAGUCCUAUUGCCCUUUGUUUAUAUAAGCCGGAAGCUGGUAAAGUCAGAGGGAAUAAGUUUAAUAAUUUACAUAAUCAAAAUAAACUAAUGGCAAUAUUAUGAAUAUAUGUCACUUUUUGUUUUCUGAAUAAUAAUAUAGAAAUUUUUAAACAUUUAAAUAAGAAAAUAAGUCAAAAUGUUUUUAGUUCUUCAACAAUCUAUAAUGAAAGUAACGCAUACAUUUCUAUCAUACUUGUUGAUGUUUUACAUUGAAAAUCUUUUUUUCCUAGACAAAUGGCCAAAUCAUAUAAUAUAUUGCAUUUUCAUCAAAGAAGUUCUCACUGCCCGGCAUGUGGUUAUACAGCCUGCUAAUCGAGUACUGUAGGAACUAUUGUGAAGGCAGAUAAAACCAAAAAUCAGUUUAAAAUACAAUUUCAAAAACCAAUAAUUUGUUUGCCAAAAAAAGCCAAUCUUAACCUCCUUAUUUGUUUUUUCCCCCAGAAUAUUAAUUUGUAUGCAGAUGUCCUAGGGCGCUUGAUUCCAGCAACAAAAACAACAGAACCCAAUAAAUAUCAGGUGACUUUUAAGCUUCAGCACAGUUGACUUUUUAGGCAAAAGAUAAUUAUUAUGAACCACCAUAAUUCAUCAUUAUUUAUAAAAGCGAUAUCAACAAAAAACUUUUUCAAAAUUUUAAAUUCCAUCAAGAGCUGGUGAUACAAAUUGCUUAAAUUUAUUCUGUCAGUCAUCGUCCGUUGUGCUUAGACUAGUAAUGUGCCAUUAUGAACUGUAACUGCCUUGUUUAGUUGUUGUAUCAAAUGCAGAAAUUCAGCUUUUCAUGAUGGUUGAAUGGUUACAAUCAUAUAUUUGUUUUCUUACAAUUUUAUAUAAUUUUAAGCAUGUAUAAAAAUGUAUGAGGCAAUAUCUUCUAAAUUGAAAACUACUAGGCCUUUUGAUGUUAUUUUAAAUUUUUUUAAAAUUUAUAUAAUUUAAGGAUCAAAAUAAGUUUUCUGUAUGUUUUAAGAUUUAAAACAUAAAUGAUUGACACCAUUUAUCACGUACCGGUAUUGAAAUUUUUCAAAUAAUUCUGUUGUUUUUUUUAAUUUUUAGAUCAGCAUAUCUGAUGAGCACAAGAAGUUACCUUCAGGGAAUUAUGAAGUUAGAGUAUUUGAUGAAGAAGGAUUCGCUUCUUUAAGAAAGGUAAAAUAUUGAGUGGCAGUCUUGUUGUGACCUUGUCUUUUCUAUGCCAGUUUUGUAUGGUAUGAAUUCAAUAUAUUCUUCCUCCAAAGCUCCUAUGGGACUUGAGAUGUAAUUGAAAUGCUGAAAAGGGAAAUAAGAAAUUAUUGAAAAGGUUACUAGAUGAACUAAAAGUUUGACUAACCACAUAACUCAUUCACUGUGGUUGGGACUAAAUUCUUCCUCCGGGGGUUUCCGACAGACGAGUCAUGGGCAUGCCCUGAAGCACCUCUCACAUUUUUAUUUAAAAAUAGCAACAAAAUUAUGCGUCCCUGAAGACUUCCGGUGGUGGUGUGAUUCUGUAUAAUUUCAGUAUUUUUUUUUUAAAAGUUUUUAUCUUGUUUCGCUUUCAAUCUAUGUGUGCUUUAGUGUCAUGCGCCAUAAUCUAGACCAUUUUUUUUCGCCAUUAGUCUUAUAUUUUUCUUAAAGCUACUUCUGAAUCCAUAUCUGGCAUUUAUCCUUAAUUUGUUAAUAUUAGAUAAUAUUCAGCAAGCUAGAAAUAAGAUUUUACAAAUGCAAAUAACAAUUGUUCAGGAAUUUAAAUUAUGUGCAGAAAAACAUCCCCCCUACGGAAUGAGUUAAGACUUGCUUUGUGUUCAUUUUAUGAAGUAGUUGAAAAUUACAGGGUUUUUUUUUUGUUAAUUAAUUUUAUAUUAUUUUUUUAUAGGCCCAACGCAGUGGUGAAAGCACGGAGGCUUUGAAGCCACUGUUUACCCUUACUUUGAACCAUCCUGUGAGUAUUCAGUGGCUAGAUCCAGCAGAUAUAAGCCCACUUUCUACUUUCUUGUAAACUUUACUACGUAGAUUUAUAUUCAAAUAAACAAAUACAGAGAGAUCUUUGACAAUGUUAAUUAUUCUGCUUAUAGAUUUAGCUUCAUGGUUGUCUCCCUUACUCUUCUUGGUUUCUUUCAUUUCCUGUUUGCAUCAUAGUACAGCAAAUAUUUAAAACAAAGUGUACAUAAAUUUAAACAUGUUAAAAAAGUACCGGUAAAUUUAAAACUUAAAUUAUCCUAAAUAUUUUUUCCCCCACUUUCAUCACGGUACUUACAUCAUUAACAUUAUUUAAGUUGAAUAAUAAUUAAAAAAUUAAUAUGUAAUUGGUAACAUAGUUUAAUUUUUUUUUGUAUCUAUGGGUUUUAAUGAUCGGUGAUAAUCAUCUUGCUAAUGGUGUUAGCUGUUUGUACAAGCCACAUUUGCUCAGCGACUGCUCAGAUUCAUGACUUGUUUCCUUUGUUUGCAGGGUAUCUGGACUGGCUCCAUUGUUCAGACAGAGUUUGUUGCUGCCAUUACAGCUAUUGUGGUUUGGUGGUUUGCCUACACUUCCAGGGCAAAACUCUUGGCCUGAUUCUCGCCCGUCUAUAACUAUUAUAAACUGUUUUAGUUUCCAUUAAACUAUGCUGUUGGUGUCUUAUGUUGUACUGUAAAGCAUGUGGUGUGUGCAAAUAUGUGUUCAUGUUCUGGGGAUGCUACGGUUAUAGGAUUUAGUGUGGUUUAACUGUCCGUAUCGUACCAUAUUGUUGUAUGUUAGUGCACCAUGGUGCUUAUUGUGCUUGUUCACUGGUUUACAAAUAAUGUGUAGUUUCUUUAAAAUUUGUUUCUUUUGUUAUAAUCAAAUUUGAAAAAUUAUGUCUAAAAUAUAAACAUUCAUCUAAACAUUGCUUGGUUAUUCUUGUUGACUUGAGCAUGUUUGUUGUAACUGUCUGUUCAAGACUGGGCAUCCCCUCCAAAAAGUAAAGAAAAGGGCAGAUAAUGUGAAAGUAAAACGCAUGAAAGGCUAAGAUAAAAUAAAGAUAAUAGUAAUAAUAGUCA
This is a messenger RNA of Lymnaea stagnalis (great pond snail), 4846 nucleotides long. Lineage: Eukaryota; Metazoa; Mollusca; Gastropoda; Lymnaeidae. The record is from the annotation of a GenBank genome assembly.